This is a messenger RNA of Musa acuminata subsp. malaccensis (wild Malaysian banana), 2331 nucleotides long. The record is from RefSeq and is a predicted model, not a curated record. Lineage: Eukaryota; Viridiplantae; Streptophyta; Magnoliopsida; Zingiberales; Musaceae.
AAGCCGCACGUCGUUUCGCACUCCUUCCUGCGUUGACAGCGAGCUGCCACCCGCCACCACCUCCUCCUCCUACUCCUCCUCGUGCUCCUUCCCCCUCCGUCGGCGGAACUCCAAGUAUAUAAUAAUCGUAGACGUUAAUUGGCUACUUCAAGAGAACCAUGAGCGCCAACGCGCCUUUUACCGCGAAGUGAAGUCCAACGGCAAGGAGGCGAGAAAUGGAUGCCCGGAUGAUGCGAAGGCACGCGUCGCAGGCGAGUCCGGAGAGGUCCAAAGUGUGGACCGAGCCGGCUCUGAAGCAGCGCCUGCAGGAGCGGCAGCGAGGGGGGAAGAUUCCCGUGGUGUACUACCUCUGCCGGAAUCGCCACCUCGAGCACCCGCACUUCAUCGAAGUCCCGCUCUCUUCCCCCGAAGGACUCUACCUCAGAGAUGUGAUCGACAGGCUUAACGUGCUGAGAGGCAAGGGGAUGGCCGCCAUGUACUCCUGGUCCUCCAAGAGGAGCUACAAGAAUGGAUUUGUGUGGCAUGACCUCUCCGAGGACGAUCUGAUCCUGCCGUCGCAGGGCAAUGAGUACGUGCUCAAGGGUUCCGAACUCUUGGAUCAAACCCCUCCAGAUCGGAACAGUCAUGGCAUAAGCAAUGGAAUGACCCAGAAUCUGAAAUACCCUAUGCAAGAGCCACCGGCAAUCUGUUAUAAAGGCCAAGAAGCUUCUUGUUCUUCGUCUUCUGCAAUGAUUAUGAUUAGGGAGCCUAAGCUUCCCCCGCCGUCACCGAAGCAACCAACUCCUCCUCAUUCUCCUGCUGCACAAGGAUAUGUGCUAUGUCCCUCGGCCUGUAGAUCAGGCUCCUUGGGGAACUUUUCACCGAAGCCUGGUGCUAGAACUUCCCCGCCAUCAGCAUUGGGUUCCCCGAACUCGAUGGAGUACAGGAUCUGCAAGCCCAUUGGAGCUCAGGAUGCCUCCACUCAAACCGACGACCGAGGAAGUAUGAGUCAUGGAUCGAUCACUCGAAUUGUUGGUGUCCCAACAGAUGAUAGGCCUCGAAAUGAGCAGACAAUGUGUUCAAAGGAGGAGCUUGAAACCAAAAAUGUUGAGAGAUCACCACCUUUAACACUUCCCAGUGAUCCUUCAUGUGGGAAGAUGAAUACCUUGGAGUCCUUGAUUAGAGAUGAAGUAAGCAGAAGGAACAACUUUAGGAUUAUGGAAGCGGAGGAAGUUUUCCUCCCAAACAGGUCAAAAUUUAAAGCCACAAAUAUGCUUAUGCACCUGAUUACUUGUGGAUCAACCUCUGUGAAAGACCACUAUGGCCUUGGAUUUAUGCCAACCUAUAGGACAAGGUUCACUGGUACAAGUUUCUCCUCACCAUUGUCUGCCAAUUCAAUGGUUCUGGGGGGAAUUAAUGGCUUGCCAGAGGGCCGAAGAGAAAUUGGUGUAAGUCUGAAAAAGAAGGGACAUUUUAGUGGGAGCAUGAUUGAAACAAACAAGUACAAAGAGGAAAUAGUGGAAGGAGUUUCUAGUCUAAAACGAUCAUCUUCCUUUGGUGAGGAAAGGAACCACAACAUGCCUCAUUCGAGAAGGAACAAGGAAAAGGAAGCAGAUUCAGCUCAGUUAAAGUGCCUCCCUAGUACAAUGAAAAUUUCAUCCUGCACACAGUCAAGGGAUAAUCAGAAUGGAACUUUGAUGUCCCAAAUUUCAGAAAUAAUGGGGAACUCUUCUGGCAAAUUCUCACCACUCAAUUCAUCAUAUGGUGAAAACGAAAGGAUUAUAGAUAAGGGAUCAUCUGUGAGGUCAGAAUUUUACAGAGAAGAAAAAGAGAAGGUGAUCAAGAUCGAAGAAAGGCUUAAAUCUGGAGCUCGGUUCAUAAUCGAGUCUAGAUCACUAGGUGAUGAUAUUGAAGAUACCUCUGAAUGAACACAGGAACUCUGUGUUAAUGUAUCAUGUCCCAUUUCAGUAUCAGCUUCUUUCUUUACAGCUGUGCUUGGAGGAAUCUGUCCAACAUUUAAAGUGCUUGUAAGUGCCUUUUAUUCGUUUUUUUUUACUUAUUCCAGUUCUUUUGAGUUGUCUUAUUCUGACAACCCUAGCAAGAAACGUAUAAGUUGGCUACCUGCAAAGAAAUGUCAUUGUUCCACUAAUGUCUUGUGGCUUUUAAGCUGCAAGAAGAGAGCAAUUCCUUACACACUGUGAGCUAAGGUUGCUCUCUUUUUUGGUGGUACAAUAAAACACGCUGCAUGACACUGUCGCAUGUACAUAACAAAGAUGAAGGUGAGCUGUGCUUGGCUUCAACUUGAAAAUCUUUACAGAACACUUUUCAUUUUAUGAGAAAACUAUUGAAAUC